CACUAAUUUUCCAAAAAGCCCUUUACCAACCUAAACUCAUCAUGCCUCCUAGAAGACAAAAUCCUCCUCAUCAACGAGCUGUUCGGGACAUAGAAAUGAAAGAACUACAGGAAGAUACUGAUGAUAAGAAUCCCUUCCAUCACCUAAGGGAUAAUGAAAGCUCAUCAUCAACAGAAAAAGUUCGUCGUCGACGACAUCCCCAACAAAAUGCUGCUCCCAAAUCCACUGACCUUGGCAUCAAAAUUGAUAUUCCAGAUUUUGAAGGUCGCCUUCAACUAGAUGAAUUUAUCGACUGGUUGCACACUGUGGAAUGUGUGUUUGAACUCAAGGAUAUUCUUGACGACAAGCAUGUGAAGCUCGUCGCCAUCAAAUUAAAGAAGCAUGCAUCCAUUUGGUGGGAGAAUCUCAAACGCAGUCGAGAAAGAGAAGGCCGCAACAAAAUUAGAACUUGGGAGAAAAUGCGUCGGGAACUCACUCAAUAUACUAUGGAGUUCGAACAAUUAAUGAUGAAGUGUGAUGUUCGGGAAAUGGACGAGCAAACCAUAGCUCGAUAUCUUGGAGGGUUGGACUAUGACAUUUCCAAAGUUGUUCAACUUCAACAAUAUUGGACUUUGGAUGAUGUAAUUCGGCUAGCAUUGAGGGUUGAAAAGCAAAUCUCAAAGAAGAAUAUCCCUAGUACUUCAAAACCGCGGGAUUUUGGAGCCAACAAAGGGACUCAAGCCUCAAAAACUGCUGCUAAGACCCCUGCCAAGACUGAGAAGGAAGUCAGCUCGAGCCGUCCAACUCAAUCUAACACUCGAAAGUGUUUUAAGUGUCAAGGAUUUGGCCACAUAGCCUCCAACUGUCCAAAUAGGAGAGUUGUCACCAUUAUCGGAGGAGAAAUUCAUAAAGCCUCAGAAGAUGAAGCAGAAAAGGAGCAAAAUGAUGAAACUGAGUCACCCCAACUUGAGGAAGAACUCAUCCCAACUAACCACGAAGAAUCUUUGGUUGUCUGCAAUGUCAUCAUUGACAGUGAAAGUUGUAAGAAUGUUGUGUCAAAUUAUAUGGUUGAGAAGCUAGGUCUGCCUGUCAAAGAUCAUUCCCAUCCAUACAAGUUACAAUGGCUACGAAAGGGAAACGAGGUAAAGGUAACCAAACGUUGCCUUGUCUCUUUUUCUAUUGGUAACAGGUACCAAGAUGAAGUAUGGUGUGAUGUUAUUCCUAUGGAUGCUUGUCACUUGUUACUUGGUCGCCCUUGGCAAUUUGAUCGAAAGGCUAUCCAUGACGGCCAUGCCAACACCUACUUGUUUGUGAAAGAUGGUGUGAAGGUCAAGCUCACUCCCCUGAAGCCUGAAGAAACACUUGAAAAGAAGGAUGAGGACAAGGCUUUAAUCUCCAGAUCAACCUUUCAGAAGUUGCACCAAGAGUCGGGAAUAGCAUGUCUUCUACUGUUAUCCAAAGUAAAUGAUGCCACUUGCCCUUUUCCAGAAGAAAUUCGGUCUCUCCUUGAAGAAUUUUCUGAUGUUAUGAACCCUCAAGAGUAUGCGGAACUUCAACCACAAGUCAAAGAACUGAUGGAGAAAGGACUUGUCAAGGAAAGUGUUAGCCCAUGUGCCGUGCCUGUGCUACUCAUCCCAAAGAAAGACGGAACUUGGAGAAUGUGUGUAGAUAAUCGAGCAGUCAACAAAAUCACUAUCAAGUACCCGUGCCCAAUUCCACGUCUUGAUGAUAUGCUUGAUCAACUGCAUGCAGCUACUGUCUUCUCAAAGAUUGAUUUGAGAAGUGGAUAUCACCAGAUUCGAAUGCGUCUCGGUGAUGAAUGCUGUCUGCAUUCAAAACUAGAGAUGGUAUUUCGACCCUUCAUUGGGAAAUUUGUUGUGGUUUACUUUGAUGAUAUCCUGAAAUGUUCAUUCCUCACUACAAGUGUGACAUUUCUUGGAUACAUCAUCAUUGCUCAAGGUAUUAAGAUGAACCCCAGUAAGAUUGAUGCUAUUGUCAACUGGCCUACACCAACAUCGAUGCGUGAUGUUCGAAGCUUCCAUGGCCUGGCAUCUUUUUACCGGAGAUUCAUCAAGAAUUUUAGUUCUAUUGUUGCCCCAAUCACUGACAACCUUAAGGGUGACAAAUUUUCAUGGAGCGGCAAAGCCCAACAGAGUUUUGAAGAAUUAAAGAGGAAGCUCACUGAAACCUCUAUACUUGCACUUCCCAACUUUGACUUGAUGUUUGAAGUAGAUUGUGAUGCUUCUAAUGUUGGAAUUGGUGUAGUGUUAAGUCAAGAAGGUCGAGCCAUUGCCUUCUUCAGUGAAAAGUUGAAUGACACAAAGCUCAGAUAUUCCGCCUAUGACAAAGAAUUCUAUGCAAUUGUUCGAGCCUUGAAGCAUUGGAGUCAUUAUCUUCUUUCAAAAGAAUUCAUCUUGCACUCUGACCACGAGGCAUUGAAGCACCUGAAUUCCCAACAGAAGAUCAGUCGUCGACAUGCUGCUUGGAGUGAAUUUCUACAAGCUUAUCCUUUCCUCCUCAAAUACAAAUCUGGAGUCCAGAAUCGUGUAGCUAAUUCUCUAAGUCGCCGACAUGCCUUGCUUACUUCCUUACAAAUGAAAGUCACUGGAUUUGAAGUGAUCAAGGAGUUGUAUGAGGAUGAUCCUGAUUUUAGCAACAUUUGGCAAGCCACUUCUAAUCAAGCCUUUCAGCAAUAUCAUCGCCAGCAAGAUUACCUCUUCAAGGGUAACCGACUAUGUGUUCCACGUUGCUCACUCCGAGAUUCAAUUAUCUGGGAAGCACAUAAUGGUGGAUUAGCUGGUCAUUUUGGGAGAGACAAGACUUUAGCUCUUGUUAAAGAAAGUUUUUACUGGCCAAAGUUGGAGCAAAAUGUCAUUCGUCACAUUCAAAGAUGCAAAGUUUGUCACCGAGCCAAGACAAUCAAUCAAAACACAGGGUUGUAUCUGCCAUUGCCUAUCCCAACUUCACCUUGGGAAGAUAAAACUAAUGAUGUUUUUCUCAUUGCUGAGUUAUAUUUUAGAGAGAUUGUGCGUCUGCAUGGAGUUCCAAAGACCAUCACUUCAGAUAGAGAUGUGAAGUUCAUGAGUCAUUUUUGGAGGACCUUAUGGAGAAAGAUGGGCACUCAACUCCAGUUUAGUUCUGCUAGCCAUCCUCAAACCGAUGGGCAAACUGAGGCUAUCAAUAAGAUUUUGGGGAAUCUACUACGAAGUUUUGUGGGAAAAAAUUUGCGACAAUGGGAUCUUGUGCUUGCCCAAGCUGAGUUUGCCUACAACAACUCUUCGAGUCAAGCUAUGGGGAAAUGCCCAUUUGAAGUAGUAUAUGGAUUGCGUCCUCUCAAUCCUUUAGAUCCUGCUCCAUUGCCCACAUCCCGACAAUUUAGUGCAGAUGCUAAACAACGAGACAAGGAGAUCAAGAAACUUCAUGAAGAAGUUUGUGAGAAGCUACAACGUCAAACCAUUAGGUAUAAGGCUAAUCAUGACAAGCACCGAAAGAAGGUUGUGUAUAAAGAAGGAGAUUGGGUUGGAUACACCUUCGAAAGGAAAGGUGACCAUGGAGUCUCUGCUACUUUCAAUGUAGCUAACCUAUCUUCUUACUAUGAGGAUCGUCUUGCCAACCUAAGUGGUGAACCUGGCAAUCGAAUUCAUCAUAGUGGGAUUUUAAAUCUUGCCAAAAUCGGUGUUUCGGAGAGGUUGAAGAAAGAACAUGAAGGAAAAGAACUAAAAAAGAAGAAGGCAAAAGCACAGCUUUGUACCAUAAUAAAGGUUGCACGGGAUGAAGAUCUUGGAGAGCAGAUUGGAAGGGACAUAUAUUUUGAUCUUGUGGAUUUUGACAAAGUUGUACACUUUCGGUCUCUGGAAAACCCAAAGGAAGAUGAUUUUUGUCUGGAGAUGUCAAAGAUUGAUACCUACGAUAAUGUCGUUGAAAAAGUAGCUCAGCUACUUGGUUUGAAUGAUCCAUCCAAAAUCAGGCUUACAGCUCACAACUGUUACUCGCAGCAACCCAAGCCUCAGCCUAUUCAGCAUCGUGGAGUUGGUUGUUUAUCUGAUAUGUUGGUUCACUAUAAUAAGUCAUCAAGUAUAUUAUACUACGAAGUAUAGACAAAUGUCACUGUAACGCAGCUAAGCAUUGAGGUGGGAUCUGCACCCUGCAGCAUUUGGCUAUUUAUUUUGCUGUUUUCUUCAAGCAUCUAUAUAUAUAUCUGUGUUUAACAAACCUAGCAUGUACUGCUUUCUGUUCGUCUCUGGGAAACCUCCAAGAGCUGAAGUGCCCCGCUUGGUGUGGUUUGGAUAAAUCAUAGAAGUGGUU
This is a messenger RNA of Rubroshorea leprosula, 4284 nucleotides long. Lineage: Eukaryota; Viridiplantae; Streptophyta; Magnoliopsida; Malvales; Dipterocarpaceae. The record is from the annotation of a GenBank genome assembly.